AUGAGGCCGGAAUUGGAACCUUCAAAUUUCGAGAAGAGUGGACUCAAGAUGUUCUCAUCGCGAUUUCCAAAGAGAAACAGCGGAAUACGACAUCCCUUCUCAUCUUCAAUCACCUUUCCACUUUUAUCUUCGGAAGAAACUUUGUCUGAUGGGACUUCUGUGGAUGCGGGAGGAAUUGAAUAUUCAACCCAAUGGAAAAGAGCUUCCGAUCGAGCUAGCGCAGAGGCUUUGCAUGAUUAUUCACCGACAAUUGUGAAUUCUGAGACUUUUUCCAAAACAUCUGCUUUGUAUGGUAGCGGGAUAAACGGUCAUGUGAAAAACAGCUGGAACGACAUAAUAAAUGAUAUUUUCCAGGAGUUACCAUUCGAUCCAAAUGAUCAAUUUCUGGAAGAAUUUCAAUAUGCAAUUGUUUCGUCCGAUUGUCUUAAUGAUACAGGUACAAAUAGGUUACCUUGUUCGCUGGGAAAAUCUAUAAUGGACUUUCACAAGAAAUCACACUCCUGUACAGGAGCCGCCGUUGCUUCUAUUGCAACAAAAUAUGGUCGUCUCCAAGUAGUUUCUACCAACAAGUUUGUUCUGACCAAGACUCUAAAUUACCUAGAAACGAUUUUAGUAUCCUUCAAGACAUUGAGAUUUCUACAAAAAUUGCGAUCAAAUAAGGUCAAAGCAACUGAGAAAAUUGUUACCGCAUUAUUAAUUAUAAUUUAUGUGUCCAUUCAACAAGAGCUUUUCCACUUGCAAUACACAAAAUAUAAGGCACUUAUAACAUUGAAAGAAACAUUAAAGAAUCUACAAAAAUUUAGUUCUCUUUUGUCCAAGUAUCAUUUAAAAUUCAAGGAACUAUCCGUUUUCAAAACUUUUGCAUCAGAGUGUAUCGAUAACAGCUUCAAAAGUACACUUCCUUUCAUUCGCGAUUUAUUAUCCUCAACUUUGGAUCUCUUCUUUUAUAAAGUGAAGAUUGUCACAACAAAUUUAUUAUCGGUUACUAAUACGACAACACUAACGAAGUACUGUGAGAUAUAUUCCCUUCAUAAUUCGGAUCUGUUUCAUUAUUUAAAUAACCCCGCUAUUGAAAUCGAGGAAAAGGCAAAAAGGUUUCACAUUUUGAAGAAGUUUACCCUAUGUUGUCUGCUAUCGAUAAAUCAUUUUGACAUAAGAAAUGAUCUGACGACAUCUAACGUUUUAUUGAAUUUUUUUCCGGAUUUUGACAUUCAAUCGACUGAAUGUUUCCAUGUGAGAGAUACAGACAAAUAUAACAUUGUGACAGAUUAUCUUCAUGAAUUGAACACUUUCAUAAUCACUCUAUGUUCGUCCCUAAAUGGACACAAAAGCGUUUUAUAUGCCUCUGAGGGCUUGACUUCAUCUUCGUCAUCCGAGUCUCAUCAGGAAAUACAGACACAGCGACAAAAGAAGUAUUCAAACGAUUUACGAAAUUGUCAAAAGACAUCUAUGAUGGUGAAUUCUCUGAAGAGACUUGAAGAUACAUUGUUACAGUCUCCUAAUGGCGAAUUUUCAUCAGAAACUAAUGAAAUUGUGACAGCUACUUUAGAGAAGCUUUUAACCCUGUGGCGUGGAAAAGCACGAAAAAACAAACAGGAUACAAAACUGUCGCCUACUCUUUCGUCUAAUCGUGGGUUUUCAUUGAAUGUUCUUCAAUCAUCAACAUCAAGCAUUUUGACGGAUCCAACUGCCACCAGAAAAGCAUAUCUUGAUAGCGCUAUUGAUUUUAACGAAGUGGAGGAAACUCAAUCAGAUAUAGAAAUAGACUCUGAAUCUGAAGAUCCGAAUACAAUCAAAUUUUUACAGCAAAAAAAAGGUUACAGACCAAAAGAUAAGUUUCAAGGACUUAGUGACGAAGAACUAAGAGGCAAACUGAAUGAAGGUAUACUUAAGUUUGCAGUUGAAAAUAAUAGAGGUAAGGAAAGACUUAGAACUCAAAAAUCUUUCGAAUUGCUAAGGAAAGCGACACGAAAAGAAAAAUACCGACAAUUCGAAACUCGUCCAUCUACCGUUCGUGACGCAAGCACUAAAUAUAGCAGCAAUAUGACGAGCGGGUCUCCAUAUAAACUGAAAUUCUCUUCAGAAGAGUCCAUCCCGGUCUUGUAUGAAGUAAGAGAGCUACUUGGUGAAAGUCAUUGA
Molecule: messenger RNA, 2139 nt
Organism: Zygotorulaspora mrakii
Lineage: Eukaryota; Fungi; Ascomycota; Saccharomycetes; Saccharomycetales; Saccharomycetaceae
Gene: INP2
Product: Inp2p
Exons: 1
Coding region: 1-2139 (712 amino acids)
Biological process (GO): peroxisome inheritance
Cellular component (GO): peroxisomal membrane
Molecular function (GO): myosin binding
Source: RefSeq, a predicted model, not a curated record